AUAUUUUACAUUCCGCUUUUUGCCACUAGCAAAACGAUAUCCGCUCAAACAAUUCAUUUUAGCUACAAACUUGGCUAUGGUACGGCCAAGUUUGUGCUGUACACUUCAUAGUGAAAGCAGGCUUGCACGUGCAUAAACAACAGUAGAGUAUAGAGCUGACUCACGUAAAGGCGAGUAUCUUACUUCCUUUGGCAACCGCAUCGCUUCUUUGUGAAAAAGUGAAGCUGAUUAGUCCGUCAAGCUGCUGUGUUCAACAAGGCUGGGAAGGAUGAAAGUCGGCUGGUGGAGCUGUGUGCUUGGAUUAUUCUGCAUUCCAACUGUCGUGCACACCUGGCCAGUUUCUCAGAAUCCUUCACAAACGUCUGUUGUAAGUGUCAACUCCUCCUUGGAGAUAACCUGCUCCACCGUGUUGCCUCAUCCAGUAGGAGUCUACCUCCGCAGGCAUUUCCGAGGCCGAAGGGACGUGCUGUACUUGUCCUUGGAUAAAGGCCGGCUUGCUAAGAGCACAGUUUGUGCAGAAUUUGAGGGCCGAAUUCACAUAACUUCUUUCACCCACCCGGACAAGGGCCAUGGCUUCACUAUCAAGCUGUCUCUGCUGCAGAUGGAAGACACUGACUUGUAUAACUGUCAAUGGACCUCCUUCAAAUUAGACACUCAGACUGAGCAAACCAUCCUCAACAAUGACACUCUUAUCAUUGUCAGAGAUGUGAAACAAUGCAGUAAUGUUUUGGAUCUCAUCUUGAUUGCUGUGAAUGUGACAGUGUUUACUGUCACCAUGGCAGCAGGAGGAGUCAUUUUGAGGAACAGAUACAAAUUUAAAAAGCACUUCCAACCUGGCAUACAAUCGGUUCCAACCAGAAUGUACAGGAUACAACGUGUGUGCCAUCAUCACAGGGGCCACCAUGAUCCCUACUUCGAAAAUACUGUGGACAUCAGAUACAUAUAGUGCGAAGAUAUUUUUGCAACAUGUUUUUUUCUCUUUUUUUUUGCAUCUUGCAGAAAAAAGCCCAGCCUGCAAACUGCAAAGGUGUCAACGACUGUUCUUUUGUUUCCUUUUCAUGACAAAUACGCUUUGCAGGCCUAUUACGUGUUUGAGCUAUACCACAUCCUACCCAUGUAAGCAUACAUGUAAGCAUGCAAUUGCUAUCAUUUAUGUCUUAUUCAACGUGAAAUAAUGUACUUCCUAAACAAAAUGUUUAAUAAAUGAAGUUUUACAACGUUGCUGUUGAAAUUAGUUGAUAUAAACGACCAAUUUCAUGUAAACUAAUGAGAUAAAUCUCUGAAAAAUAGUAUAAAUCAUAAUCAUAAUUCAGUAAUGUUGUUUGCAAAAAAAACAAAGCAUUUUCCCCCAUUGGCCUCUUACCUACAUAUCGGUCAAUGAAUACAUGACAGAUUUGAAUUUUAAAUUAGCAAUGAAAUUAACAAUUUAACUAAAUAUACAAGCUUUUAUAUCAUGACUGUACAUCAAAUUUUACAUGUGACUUAUUUAAAGGACAAUGGCUGUGUUCCAAAUCUCUCACUUACUCACUUCAAUAUGUACACUUGGUACCCUGCAUACUCAGCAGAGGUGGGAGCAAGCCAGUGUUUUGCAAGCUUCAAGUAAGUCUCAAGCCUUUAAUCUCAAGUCUCAAAUCAAGACAAGACAGAUCAAGGCAAGUUCGACGUCAUAGACUUGAAAUUCACGAGUCCUUACAAGUCAUAAGCACAGUAGUAAACUGUCAUUUUAACAAUGCAACAGUCUAUUACAUUUGACAAAUGAAUGAUUUAGCAUCAGCUUUAUUUGCCAUGUGUGUUCCCACAAAAGGAAUUUCA
Molecule: messenger RNA, 1812 nt
Organism: Dunckerocampus dactyliophorus (ringed pipefish)
Lineage: Eukaryota; Metazoa; Chordata; Actinopteri; Syngnathiformes; Syngnathidae
Exons: 4
Coding region: 269-946 (225 amino acids)
Biological process (GO): adaptive immune response
Cellular component (GO): membrane
Molecular function (GO): signaling receptor activity
Source: RefSeq, a predicted model, not a curated record